AUUCGCCUCCUGCUCGGCUGUGCAGUGGACAAAUCAUCAAGCCCAACAGUAAUGUUAGUCGCUCUCGGCAGUACCUAGCACACAAUAGCGGUGUGGUGUUCGUUACCCGGUUCCCUUGCCAAAACGCGACACGCCAGCGAUGCCGCGCUAAGAUACACCAACAAGAUCUCGGUGCGUACGCCGUCGUUUCGCGUGACCCUCGCUGCGGACGACAUUUAUUAUUGUUAGCUCCCACUCCGAACCCUGCGUGCGUGUGUUGUUUUGCGGAGUUUCAGUGUGUCUCUUCUCAAGCAACACAGCGCAUCCUUCGGCCACUGUGGGCCGUUUGAAGAUUGUUUCGUUUGCAAAAAGUCCCAUUUUCUGCACCGAACCGCUCGAGAGGCGUGUAAAAGGUACAACGGCAGAGAAAGUGUCGUGAAGAAAGUGGCAUUCCAACGGGGAGGCCAGUGCGUUAUCCGGGUCUGAGAUCAAGUGCCUUCCCUUGUGCCUUGUGUUUGUGUGAGUGAGUGUGUAUGUUCAUGUGAAGAAGUGAAGGAUAAGAUUGGCAGUUUUACAUCCCAAUCCCAAAAAAAAGUCAUUAAUUUUGUGUACUGAUUGCCUGUGCUGUACGGCAACGUGCAAAAAGGGCGUGCAAAGUGCACUUGUCCCCUGCUGGUGUGUGGUAGUGGCUAUAAGUAAGUGAGUGCGUGUGUGUGUGUUUGUAGCGAAGGUAGCCGGAGGCGGCGGUAAAAGCGGCACAACGCGACAACAUGAUACACGUAGGUGACAAUACCUGGAACCUGAAGGUCUACAUUACCGACCUUCAGGUGCAGAAAACGCUGCGUGUCCGGGGCGAUCUGCACAUCGGCGGUGUAAUGCUGCGUCUGGUCGAUCCAGAAAACCCGAAAGAUUGGUCAGACCACGCACUGUGGUGGCCGACCCGGAACCAAUGGCUGACGCGCACCAAGUCAACGCUCGACCAGGUGGGCCUACACGCGGACGCCCUGCUGCACUUCACACCGAUGCACAAAACGUUGCGAGUUCAGAUGCCGGACCUCCGAUACCUAGACUGCCGGGUUGACUUCUCCAUCAAAACGUUCGGUGCGGUGGUCGCACUCUGCAAGGACCUUGGCAUCAGACACCCGGAGGAGCUGUCCCUCUGCAAGCCGCUCGAGCCGAUGCAUUUGAAGAAGAACUACGCCGACCUGGCGAAGAAGAAGAUCCCGAUCGAACAGAAUGGCAACGGGCGGGACUACAUCCAUCUGGCGCCGGACACCAACACGUUCAUCCCGGUCGCUGCCCACAACCUGAACGGUAGCAACGGCAGCCUGGACGGUCCGGUCCACCAGGGACCGUUCUCGUGCGCACCGGUACCGAACGCGCACUUCUCCACGCCGAAACCGGCCCUCCAAAGCACACCGAUCAGCUCACCGACGGGCACACUACGACACGGCCAUGGGUCGGGCAACAGCGAUUCUUCGUCCAGCACGGGCGAUGGGAAUGAAAACCUGGCCUACAGUCCGUACGCACCGAGCCCGGAGGCACGAUCGCGCCUGCUGAAGCCGAAAACGCUGGUCGAGCGGGCGCGCAUGAACAUUAGCUGGCUCGAUUCGUCCCUCUCCAUCAUGGAGCAGGGCAUACGGGAGUUUGAGACGCUCUGCCUGCGCUUCAAGUACUACACGUUCUUCGACCUAAACCCGAAGUACGACCAGGUGCGCAUCAACCAGCUGUACGAGCAGGCCAAGUGGCAGCUGCUGAACGAGGAGAUCGACUGCACCGAGGAGGAGAUGCUGAUGUUCGGCGCGCUCCAGCUGCAGGUGAACAAGCAGAACGAGGUGCCGCAGGCCGACUCGGGCAUCGACACCUCCAGCCUGGACAAUGCGGCAGACGACGACGUCGAUGCGGCACUGCGCGAGCUGCAGAUUACGCUCGAGGGACCGAGUAAUGGGGUGAACGCUGGCGACAUUACCCACAUCCCGGAGCUGACCGAUUAUUUGCGAUUCUUGAAGCCGAAAAAGUUCACCCUGAAGGGCUACAAGCGCUACUGGUUCACGUACAAGGAUCUGCAUCUGCAUCUGUACAAGUCGCGCGAGGACGCGCGCGCCAACAGUGCGCCCCAGGUGACGAUCAAUCUGCGCGGGUGCGAGGUGACGCCCGAGGUCAAUCUGGCGCAGAAGAAGUUCAACAUCAAGCUGGAGGUGCCGCUCGAGCAGAGCAUCAACAGCGAGAUGUGGAUCCGGUGCGACAACGAGGAGCAGUACGCAAAGUGGAUGGCCGCCUGUCGGCUCGCGUCCAAGGGCCGGUCGCUCGCGGACAGCUCGUACGACAGUGAGGUGGCCAGCAUCCGGUCCUUCCUCAGUAUGCAAAAGCCGGCCCAGGCACCGGCCAUCAACAUCAACCCGGGUGAGAUCGAUCCGAGCGAGUAUCUGGCACCGCGGUACGCGAAAAAGCUUAAAAGCAAGGCCAUGAUCCGCAUGCUGGAGGCGCACGCGAACGUGAAGGAUCUGUCGCUGAUCGAGGCGAAGCUGAGCUACAUCCGGGCGUGGCAGAGUCUGCCCGAGUUCGGCGUCACGCUGUUCGUGAUCAAGUUCGACGGGCACAAGAAGGAGGAGCUGCUCGGUGUCGCUAGCAACCGGAUCAUGAAGAUGGACAUUGCCACCGGCGACCAUCUGAAGACGUGGCGAUACAACACAAUGAAGGCCUGGAACGUCAACUGGGAGAUCCGGUGCAUGAUGGUACAGUUCCAGAACGAAACGGUCGUAUUCUCCUGCUUGUCGGCGGACUGCAAAGUGAUACACGAGUUCAUCGGUGGCUACAUCUUCAUGUCAAUGCGUUCGAAGGAAACGAACCAAACGCUCAACGAGGAGCUAUUCCACAAGCUAACGGGUGGCUGGAAUUAGGGAGGUGAAAAAGGGAGGCGCCAAUAAUAUGCCGUUCCCAAAACAAACACACAUACAACCACAGUAUGGCAUGGCGAUGCCUUGGCAUAAUUUUACUUGUUUUACGUGUAAACUUUAAUCUUCGUUUUGACUCUUUUGUUGUACUGUACAUAACAUUAGUUGAUUAGAAAGUAUAGCGUUUACUGUAUAAUCGUGUCCCUCUCCCUAUCCAUAGGGAGGGGAAGAUCCCAAUUAACCCUUUCCGUUUGUAUUCUUUUGAGCCGUUGCUUCGGGAUGAUGUUGUGGCAGUUGGACCAAAGAUCGGCCGGGUUCCAUUGCUGUAUCACAGUUUUCUUUGGCAAAACAUAAAGCUUUUGUUGUCUAACAAAUUUCUGCAGCAACAAGCAGAAGCAAAACCAAUUCGAUUUAGGAUAUGUGCGACACGUGAGCUCGGGCUUGGUGUCUUAGCUCCAGCGUGCGAUUGGAACUAUUUGUGUACGAGUUUUAGCUAGCAAUUGUUAAAAGAAAUAUUGGAAGCAAGCCCGAAGGAAAGCAAAAAGCGAAAAUACAAUCAAAUUGCCUUACUUAUUGAUAAUUAGUAGCGAAAGUUAAAGUAUUGAGACGGCACGGUGAUUACGUCGGAUUUGCCGCAACCAUCCCUAUCAAGCGGGAUUGAACGCGUAACGACAAUCGUGUCCGCGAUAGCCUUCCAAGCGGGAUGUAGUGGAUCCUGUACUGUCUUCCUGUACCUUUCUGCAGGAUAAUCAAGUGACAAAAACUAGAGAGAGAGAAAAAAACGGUGCCUCUUUGCAAAAGGAUAAUGGCUGACGUAGGCUGUAGCAUGCAUCUAUGCCAACGAUGGCAGUGAAUGUGUAUGUGUUUGUUCGUACGUUGUUUAGUAUGUUUGUAAUUGAGUUGGUCCCUUUUUCCUGCCUAAUUUUAACACGCUACUGGUUAACAAAAACUUAACUUGAAACAGCAACAACUUAGUAGACGAACCAGCGAGCGACGCAACUGUCGAAUGUAGACGCACCAAGCCCUUAUCCGAAGCUACUUAACAUGCUUGCACUGGGUGGCACUUAGCGAACAACUUACGCCUGAUUGGUGGAUAUCCACUUACAACUAGCACAAACUAAUUCGCUACCUCCCUUACACUUACCGCUGCUGUACGGGUUCGGGAUACAGAGCGAGGACGCACGCCAGUUCGCAGCGAAAGAGGGGGGGACAUACUGUUUUUUUGUCAUGUGUAAUUCGUUCUUCGUUUCGUAGGCAAACAUGUUAGGACUAAUUUUACUGUUGUACUGAAGCAAUAAAUUCGAUUAACAAUUAAUACCUGA
Molecule: messenger RNA, 4195 nt
Organism: Anopheles arabiensis
Lineage: Eukaryota; Metazoa; Arthropoda; Insecta; Diptera; Culicidae
Product: unc-112-related protein-like
Exons: 7
Coding region: 750-2879 (709 amino acids)
Biological process (GO): integrin-mediated signaling pathway; cell-matrix adhesion
Cellular component (GO): cell-substrate junction
Molecular function (GO): integrin binding
Source: RefSeq, a predicted model, not a curated record